Molecule: messenger RNA, 4260 nt
Organism: Scomber scombrus (Atlantic mackerel)
Lineage: Eukaryota; Metazoa; Chordata; Actinopteri; Scombriformes; Scombridae
Gene: vars2
Product: valyl-tRNA synthetase 2, mitochondrial
Exons: 30
Coding region: 184-3465 (1093 amino acids)
Biological process (GO): valyl-tRNA aminoacylation
Cellular component (GO): cytosol
Molecular function (GO): ATP binding; valine-tRNA ligase activity; aminoacyl-tRNA deacylase activity
Source: RefSeq, a predicted model, not a curated record
ACAAACAGUAUCCUCACGCCGAGAAUACAUGAAAGUAUAAGAUAGUAACAACAUCACCACACAUGGUAUUAAUUUUGUAUCAGGUUAGAAAAUGAUGUAGCGUUAACACGUCAUUAACAACAUUACAGAAAUGCACUUUGUCAAGGUGUGCCUGGAAGAAGCAGCAGGAAGGUCGUGUCUGUCAUGUCACAGCAGUGUGUACUUAGAGCACAUGGCUUAUUGAGGAUGUGGAGGGCAGGUCGUGUCCUGAGUGGGAAGUUGCCAGGGAGACUCUACUCCAGCAAACCUCCAAAACCUUCAUCCUCCUCCUCCUCCUCCUCAUCAUCAUCAUCGCUGUCAAACUCUCCUCUGCGGCCUCAGGCAGAGAAACACAGGCGGAGAAAAGAGAGAGAGAGGGCCAUACUGUCAGGUCAACACAAUACCAGUGAAGAGGACAGUGUGAAAUGGAGCGAGAAACAGAGGAUAGAGUAUACUGCUCAAACACCUGCUGGGACAAAGAAAGACACCAGCCUGCCGUUCCCGUCCUCGUACAGCCCAGAGUACGUAGAGCCCAGCUGGUAUCAGUGGUGGGAGAAGGAAGGAAUGUUCAGCCCCGAACAGCAUGAGACGUUAUCUCACGCUGUGGAUCGGACCUUUUCCCUGUGUAUCCCUCCACCAAAUGUGACUGGUACUCUGCACCUGGGCCACGCUCUGACUGUAGCUGUAGAAGAUGCUCUGGUUCGAUGGAGAAGGAUGCAGGGCCACAGAGUGCUGUGGGUUCCUGGAUGUGACCAUGCAGGUAUCGCCACACAGACGGUGGUGGAGAGGAUGCUACUGAGGGACAAAGGGAAGCGCAGACAGGAUUUCACCAGAGAAGAGUUUCUACAGGAGGUGUGGAAAUGGAAGAACGAGAAGGGAGGAGAGAUCUAUCACCAGCUGAGGAGGCUCGGAGCUUCUUUGGACUGGAGCAGAGCCUGUUUCACCAUGGAUCCAGGUUUCAGCAGGGCUGUAACUGAAGCGUUUGUCAGGCUGUGUGACUCUGGUCUGAUCUAUCGUUCAGAAGGAAUGGUCAACUGGAGCUGUGCUCUGGAAUCUGCCAUCUCUGACAUUGAGGUUGACUCAAAGGAGCUGUCUGGACCGACCAUGUUGUCUGUUCCUGGUUAUGAACAGCAGGUGGAGUUUGGAACAAUGCUCACCUUUGCGUACCCUUUAGAAGGCUGCAAUGGAGAGGUGGCCGUGUCCACCACCCGUCCUGAGACUAUGCUGGGAGAUGUAGCUGUAGCUGUUCACCCUGACGACCCUCGAUACCAGGCUGUUCAUGGGAAGCAGUGCCUUCACCCCUUCACUAACAGACUGCUGCCCAUCAUCACUGAUACAAUGGUGGACAUGGAGUUAGGAACAGGUGCAGUGAAGGUGACUCCUGCUCAUGACCACUCUGACUUUCUGCUGUCACAGAGACACUCACUGCCACGUCUCACUGUGAUUGGAGAAGAUGGGAUGAUGACUCCACUGUGUGGACACUGGCUGGAGGGAGUGAAGCGUUUUGAUGCCAGACAGCUGGUCACAGACGCUCUGGCUGAGAGGAAGCUGCUCAGAGACAAGAAGGAUCACGCCAUGACUUUACCCAUCUGCAGCCGCUCGGGCGAUAUCAUCGAGCCUCUUCUAAAGAAGCAGUGGUUCGUCCACUGUCAGGAAAUGGCUCAAAAAGCUGUACAGGCUGUGGAGGAUGGACAGCUGGAAAUCAUCCCUCACUAUUACAGCAAGACAUGGAAGAACUGGCUGUCCAACAUCAGUGAUUGGUGUAUUUCCAGGCAGCUUUGGUGGGGUCAUCAGAUCCCUGCUUACAGAGUGGAGCUUGCUAAUUCCACUGACAAACAAGAGGAGCACUGGGUUUGGGGAAGGAGUGAGGAUGAGGCCCGACAGAGAGCUGCUGUCAAAUAUGGAGUGAAGCCAGAGGACAUCAGUCUGACUCAGGACUCUGAUGUUCUGGAUACAUGGUUCUCCUCUGGGCUGUUUCCAUUUGCCAUGCUGGGCUGGCCUCAGCAGACCACAGACCUCCAGCGCUUCUACCCCAACAACAUCCUGGAGACAGGAAGUGACCUAAUCUUCUUCUGGGUGGCAAGGAUGGUGAUGCUGGGCACAGAGCUGACUGGCCAGCUGCCAUUUAAACAGGUUCUGCUUCACUCUUUGGUGAGAGAUAAACACGGCAGGAAAAUGAGUAAAUCUCUGGGAAACGUCAUUGAUCCUUUAGAUGUUAUACACGGAGUCUCUUUGGAGAGGCUUCAAGAGAAAGUGAAGGAGGGAAACCUCGACCCUAGGGAGCAGAUGGUUGCCAUGGAAGCACAGAGGAAAGACUUCCCCAAGGGAAUCCCUCAGUGUGGGACUGACGCUCUGAGAUUUGCCCUUUGCUCUCACAAGAUGCAGGGAGAAGACAUCAGUCUGUCCAUCUCUCAGGUCCUGAGCUGCAGACACUUCUGUAAUAAAAUGUGGCAGACACUGAGAUUCACACUGGGAGUGUUGGGUGACAGCACAACAGCAGUGGGAGCACUGGAGGAGACGACUCCUCUGAGCAGCAUGGACCGCUGGGUUUGCUCCAGACUCUACAGCACAGUGGCACAGUGUGAGCACAGCUUUGAAGCCUACGAGCUGCACACUGUCACAUCUGCCCUGUACUCCUUCUGGGUCCACAGCCUGUGUGAUGUUUACUUGGAGUGUGUGAAGCCUGUGCUGGUGCAGCAGGAUGACACAGAGCACAGUAGCAGAGGCAGGCAGGUAGCCAGCAGCAGCGUCCUCUAUCACUGCGUGUCUGUGUCUCUGGCCCUUCUCUCCCCCUUCAUGCCCUUCCUCACUGAGGAGCUGUGGCAGAGACUCCAGCCAUUCAGACCUGGAGCUGCAGCCCCAAUGAGCCUGUGUCUCCAGCCAUACCCCCGCUCCUCUCAACUGGCACACUGGCAUUUCCCUGAAGAGGAAAGGGAUUUCUUACUGGUCCAGGAAGUGAUCCGUGUGGCCCGCUCUCUGAGAGCUCAGUGUGGUAUGACCAAAGAAAAACCUGCCAUGUGGGCCGUGUGUUCACCCAGCCAGGCUCAGACCCUCCUUCACUUUGGCUCUGCAGUUUGGACUUUAAGUCGAAUCUCCAGCCUCCAUAUCUACUGUCCUCAGGCAGGAGAAGGUGUCCUCUCUGUCUCCUCCACUCCUCCACCUGAAGGAAGCCUUGUUGGUGUGGUGGACCACACAUGUCAGCUGCACCUUCAUGUUCAGAAUGGAAUGAGAGUUGACAAACAGAUCGCUCAGCUCACUCAGCGCAGAGUCAAGCUUCUUCCCAAACUGGAGGAGAUCCUCUGCAGAAUGCAGUCACCACACUACAUGAGCAAGGUCCCAGCUCAGGUCAGGCAGCAGAUGGACAGUAAGAUGUCAGCCGUGCAGCAGGAACUGAAGAACAUUGAGGAUCAGCUGAAGUUGCUGCAAGAGACACAAACAACAGAGUAAAUACAAGCAGGAGGUGUUAGAGUAACUGUGAGGACUGCUGGACAUCAGAACCACACCUGAUGAUAAUAACUGAACACUUGAUGAACUGUUAAUGUUGUCUGAGCAGAGAAUCAUUGUUGUAGGAAUUACAUAUUGCAGCACAUCACUGUCACUGCAGGAUUUUAAUGUAUAAUGAAUAACUCAGAAGGAUUUGUAGAGGUUGCAGACGUCCAUGGAAAGGGAAAUCAAUGCAUUGUACUAGUGCACAGGUGGAAUAAUGGAAGUUUUCAGCAGUCUGUUGGUUUCUCCUGAUCAUGUAGUGGUUGUGUCAUUUCUCUUAAAAAUCCUCCAUAUUGUUACCUGUAUUUAAUAUGAAUGUGUUUUCUCAAACAGAUGUUACUUUGUUGUGACUAAAAAUUUGAAAGGACGGAGGAAUCUGGGUUUUUUGCUUUAAUACUCAACAUGUAUGUAGAAAACUCAGUGUCAGUCUGUUGGCACUUAUUACUUCUGUUUAAAAAAAUAAUUUGUCAGUUAUAUUUAAUAAUUUAAAUUGAUACAAUUAGCUUUAUUCACAUGAUUGAACAAUGCCUGCUACAGUUUUUUAUGGUUUUUUUUUAAAGGAGCACACCACCAAUUUCACAGUUCUCAUUAAAAUAAAAAGUUGUCAUGUGAAAUACUAUCCAGUCUCUGAAAACAUCUGUACUGUUAUAUAUAAUAUAUAUAUAAUAUCAGACCUUCCAUAACACUGGAGGAAGAUAUUGAAUACAGUGUACAAAAGAUAAGAGUUCAAUAUUACACAACAUCAGGACUUUUAGU